Molecule: messenger RNA, 1856 nt
Organism: Telopea speciosissima
Lineage: Eukaryota; Viridiplantae; Streptophyta; Magnoliopsida; Proteales; Proteaceae
Product: abietadienol/abietadienal oxidase
Exons: 10
Coding region: 226-1683 (485 amino acids)
Biological process (GO): brassinosteroid homeostasis; multicellular organism development; sterol metabolic process
Molecular function (GO): iron ion binding; oxidoreductase activity, acting on paired donors, with incorporation or reduction of molecular oxygen; heme binding
Source: RefSeq, a predicted model, not a curated record
GUUUCAGACAAACCAUUACAGGGAUGGAACUAAAAGAGGCUAUAAAAGAGACAUAUCAUUUGAGUUCUGUUUCACUGAGCUCUCUAACGGUUCAUCAAUGGCUGGAAGAGGUGUUUGAGAACAUACCAGUUGCUGCCACCCCAAAUGUCUCAACUCCCAUCCAUCUACGAGAAACUAUAGUUGGAUUGCAAAAUUUGUCAACUUCUUGUCACACUUUGGAAUAAUAUGGGAGAAAAGUAUUUUGUAACAUGGUCUUUUUUUAUUGCAAUAAUAUUCUCAACUGUUUUAUUCGCUAAAUAUCUACGACAUAAGGUAAAAAGAAUUGGUAGAGACAUUUCCAAAUUGCCACCUGGGAGAAGAGGUUGGCCAUUAUUUGGUGAUAGUUUUGGCUGGUACAGUGCCGUAGCAAGUUCUCAUCCACCUCGUUUUGUUGAAGACCAGGUUAAAAGGUUUGGAAGGAUAUUCUCAUGUAGCCUGUUUGGUAGAUUGGCUGUUGUCUCAGCUGAUCCAACCUUCAACCGCUUUAUAAUGCAAAAUGAAGGCAAAUUAUUCCAAUCAAGUUAUCCCAAGUCUUUUAGAGAUUUGGUUGGAAAAAAUGGGUUGAUCACUAUGCAAGGAGAGCAACAAAGGAAACUACAUGGGAUGGCUGUGAACAUGAUGAGGUUUGAGCGGCUCAAGUUUCAUUUCUUAAAGGACAUUCAGAUGGUUAUGCUUCAGACCUUGAAUUUCCAUGAUGGUCAAGUCAUUCUUCUUGAGGAUACUUGCAGAAAGGUGGCUAUUCAUCUGAUGGUUAAUCAACUACUGGGAGUAUCAAAUGAAUCAGAAAUAAAUGAGAUGGCCCAACUAUUCUCGGACUUUGCAGAUGGUUGUCUUUCAUUUCCCAUCAAAUUGCCUGGUUUUGCUUACGGCAAUGCAAUGCAGGCAAGGGAAAUUAUCAUUAAAAAGAUCAACAGGACAAUAGAGAAAAUCAGACAACAACCAACAUCAGAAGUUGGUAAUGGCAUGCUUGGGAGAAUACUGGAGGAAGAAAACCUACCAGACGAUGCUAUUGCGGACUUUAUUAUCAACUUACUAUUUGCUGGGAAUGAAACAACGGCAAAAACUAUGCUUUUUGCUGUAUAUUAUCUCACUCAAUCUCCCAUGGCACUGAAGCAGUUAAUGGAAGAACAUGAUAGCCUGCAAGGAACUUCUAAUGAAGACAUGCUUACUUGGGAAGAUUACAAAAAUAUGCCAUUCACUCAAUGCGUUAUUGAUGAGACACUUCGACUGGGUGGGAUUGCAAUAUGGCUGUUGAGAGAGGCAAAAGAAGAAAUUUCCUACCAAGAUUACAUCAUUCCAAAAGGGUGUUUUGUAGUUCCCUUUCUUUCAGCAGUUCACUUGGAUGAAAGCUUUUACGAGGAUUCUCUCAGGUUUGAUCCUUGGAGAUGGCUAGACCCUGAGAAUCAGGCAAAGAGAAACUGGAGAACCAGCCCUUUCUAUGCUCCCUUUGGAGGAGGUGCUCGCUUUUGUCCUGGAGCUGAAUUGGCUCGUCUUCAAAUUGCUCUCUUUCUCCAUUACUUUGUGACCAAAUACAGGUGGAGGCAACUGAAGGAGGAUCGUAUGUCUUUCUUUCCUUCAGCUCGGCUAGUGAAUGGCUUCCAAAUCUGCAUAGAUAUGCGGACAGAUGAGGUUGCAAUAAAAUGAAUGAUUUAUUCUUUCUGGUAUUUAUUUACUUUUUAUUUAAGGAUUUUAUUUGAUUUGUAUAGCAUUUGAAAUUUGUAAUGGGAAUUAUUUUGUUCAGUCUCUUAUUAUGUUUACUAUGAUUUGCUUUAGUGUUUGAAUCUUGUAUUUAUUAUGGUCUGUAUAGUCAUGAAAGU